GCCAUGUAACUUCCUUUUCCACCAAAACUUCAACCUCAAGCCGAAGCUACCUGUGGGUGUCGAAGUUUAACUUCGAUUGUCACCACUAUGGGGUUUGUUAAAGUCGUGAAGAAUAAGGCUUACUUCAAGAGAUUUCAAGUAAAGUUUCGAAGAAGGCGAGAGGGUCGCACCGACUAUUUUGCGCGCAAGCGUCUUGUGUUUCAAGAAAAAAACAAAUACAACACCCCAAAGUAUCGCUUGAUUGUCCGAUUCACCAACAAGGACAUCACAUGCCAGAUAGCGUAUGCCAGAAUAGAGGGAGAUGUCGUCGUAAUGGCGGCAUAUGCACAUGAACUUUCUCACUAUGGUGUCAAGGUCGGGUUGACAAACUAUGCUGCUGCAUACUGUACAGGAUUACUUCUGGCCAGACGGCUUCUGAAGAAGUUUGGUCUAGACAACCUAUACAAGGGAUGUGAAGAAGCUAACGGGGAGGAAUACUACGUUGAAGAUGCUGAUAAAGGUCCCGGGGCUUUCCGGUGUUACCUUGACGUUGGUCUGGCAAGGACGACGACAGGAGCGAGAGUAUUUGGAGCUCUGAAGGGCGCUGUAGAUGGAGGAUUGGACAUCCCACACAGCUCAAAACGAUUUCCUGGAUAUGAUGCUGAAACAAAGCAAUACAAUGCAGAAGUCCACCGCAAACACAUCUAUGGUCAGCAUGUUGCAGACUACAUGAAACUGCUCCAGGGUGAAGAUGAUGAUGCCUACAAGAAACAGUUCGGACAUUUCAUCAAGAAUGGAAUAACAUCUGAAAGUUUGGAGAACAUGUACAAAAAAUGUCACACUGCCAUCCGAGAGGAUCCUGAACGUAAACCAGGACCAGAAAAGAAAGUCACCAAAAAGAGAUGGAAUCACGCCAAGUUGUCCUUAGCUCAACGCAGAGCGCGCGUGAAGCAAAAGAAAGCAGCAUUUUUGAAAAAACUGGAAAGUGACGAUUAAAUUAUAUCCAGAGCUUGUAUCUGUCUGACAAGAAUAAAAUGCCAGAAGUA
This is a messenger RNA of Gigantopelta aegis, 1025 nucleotides long. RefSeq names its product 60S ribosomal protein L5-A-like. Gene Ontology annotation, biological process: ribosomal large subunit assembly; translation. The record is from RefSeq and is a predicted model, not a curated record. The coding region runs from base 88 to 975 and encodes 295 amino acids. Lineage: Eukaryota; Metazoa; Mollusca; Gastropoda; Neomphalida; Peltospiridae. Gene Ontology annotation, cellular component: cytosolic large ribosomal subunit; ribosome. The transcript is spliced from 8 exons. Gene Ontology annotation, molecular function: structural constituent of ribosome; 5S rRNA binding.